AUUUUUCUUCCCUUACAAUUUCCCUCCUCCCCAAUUACAGCUUCAGAACAGUGGAAGGGGAAAAAAUCCCAGAAAGCAACAAAAGCAGCCGCUUUCUCUGCUUCUCCCUACCAAAACUCGGACCUUAGAUUCUCCGAAUUCUAGCAUUUUCCGCGACCACUUCUCGAGUGGGUACCCAUAAUCUUCCUCGAAUUUAAAUGGGUUUUUCUUAAUAUCGUAAAAAUUUCUGUCUUUUUACUUCUGAGUGCCAGUAGCUGUUCAUACUGUUUCUCCGUUGAUGUGGAGCUGAAAAGAAUGGCGGCCAAGAUGAAUUCCUCAUUUUCCUGUGUUUCUACGUAUCUUUCGUCGCCUUUUCAGGGAAAGGCAAAACUGAAGUUGCGAUCAAGGCUAGGACUGUUUGACAGGCACUAUCUCAGUACAGAAAGUUUGAGUGAUAUUAAAGUUGUUAAGUCAUGCAAGCUCAUACAUGGAAAGCUUACAGUAAAAGGAAUCUUAUCAAAGACGAAAUGCAUUCUCUUUGCCACCUCUGAAGAUCAGCAAUAUUUCAGUGAGCUUGAACAAGAUGAUUUUGAACCACCUCCGGAAAUAUUUCCUAUGAUGGAGCUGGUGGACGACCAGGAUUUAUUUCAUUUUAUGGAGCUAUAUCAAGAAGAGAAGAUACAAUUCUGGUUCCUAGCCAGACAAAUAAUCAAAAUAACCUAUUGUGGCUCUUCGGUCCCACAGUCCUUGUUGCAUCAUUUGUCUUUCCUUCACUUUACUUGCGCAGAAUACUCUCCUCAAUAUUUGAGGAUUCUUUAUUAACUGAUUUUCUGAUUUUAUUCUUUACGGAAGCCCUUUUCUACUGUGGAGUUGCUGUUUUUCUUCUCCUGAUAGACUAUCUGAGGAGGCCUAAGGAUCUCACAUAUGCUGCAACAAGCCGAAACCUUGUCCCUCAUUUGGGAUACCGUAUAUCUUCCGUAGCUGUCUUGGUUCUUAGUCUUAUAAUCCCAAUGGUGACUAUGGGAUUUGUCUGGCCUUGGACUGGCCCAGCAGCUUCUGCUACUCUGGCUCCCUACCUGGUUGGCAUUGUUGUCCAAUUUGCAUUUGAGCAAUAUGCAAGAUAUAUUGGGUCGCCUUCAUGGCCUGCCAUACCAAUAGUCUUCCAAGUUUAUAGGUUGCACCAACUGAAUAGGGCAGCACAACUGGUAACUGCUCUCUCUUUCACGUUGAAAGGAGCUGAGAUGACACCACACAACGUGGCUAUAAAUGGUUCGUUAAGUACACUUCUGAAUGUCCUUCAGUUUCUCGGCGUCAUCUGUAUUUGGUCACUUUCGAGUUUCAUCAUGAGAUAUUUUCCAUCUGCCUCCACUCAGCAAUAAGACAUUAGGGGAAGUUGGAACUUAUUGCAUAUUCAUCUUUUUGGAAUUGACUAAUAGUACUUGUAAUUGUCAUAAUUCAUAGUCGGAUAUAUAUUGUGGUUGUUGAACAAAUUUGAAGGUAAAUCAAUAAUAAAGAGUACACACCCACCAUUGAGUAUAUUCA
Messenger RNA from Sesamum indicum (sesame), 1521 nucleotides. RefSeq lists its product as uncharacterized. Gene Ontology annotation, cellular component: chloroplast. NCBI's taxonomy places the organism in Eukaryota, Viridiplantae, Streptophyta, Magnoliopsida, Lamiales, Pedaliaceae. The record is from RefSeq and is a predicted model, not a curated record.